Molecule: messenger RNA, 3984 nt
Organism: Pocillopora damicornis (cauliflower coral)
Lineage: Eukaryota; Metazoa; Cnidaria; Anthozoa; Scleractinia; Pocilloporidae
Product: b(0,+)-type amino acid transporter 1
Biological process (GO): amino acid transmembrane transport
Cellular component (GO): membrane
Molecular function (GO): L-amino acid transmembrane transporter activity
Source: RefSeq, a predicted model, not a curated record
UUGGCACAACUUGCUCGAUGACAAAGUAACUGUUUUUCCUAAAGCUAAGAGAAAUGGGUUUGUCCAGGUGUAACUCCCAGAUAUUCAGCUUCGAAAAUAGAAAAGUAAAGUCGGUGAGUGGAACGAUGGGUGACAAAAAGGAAUUGGAGAAGAUGAACUCGAAUGUCACAAUUUGGGAGAGAAUAUUCAGCGACAAUAAACUGCUAAAUUGCCGCCAGACUAAACCCCGAUAUGUAUUUCAUCGCUGGAGACAUGAGGUGAAAAAUGCUGAAGGGACCAAGCUUUUUCGCUCUGGACUAUGUUUGGAGACAGAGAGGGUCUGGGCAAAGGAAAGUGUGUGAGAUGACGUCUUAUACACUACAAGGAAGUUAUAUCACAAGGUAACUGUAAGAGCACCGUUUUCAAGGACUAUCCAUGCUCUUUCUGUUCAUGUGGCAAUCAUCAGUGGACUGGUUUGGACGGCAGUUAAUGGGCUUCUGGACGUUUCAUGUCCAUCAAAAUGAGUGAAAUCGAAGCUGUCCAUUUCCAUCUUCUUUCUGCACUCCGACCGAAGUUCGUAUUUGGCGGGGACGCGUUCUACCUUGGGAAUCUAACAAAGCACAGCCGUGUAAAAGCUCAGUCUCUUUAUAAGCUCACAAGUUAAGUCGUACAAAUGGCAUCGAAGGAAGAUGAAGCGGCCGCUGCUCAGCCGCUAACCAGCGAUCAUGACAAAGAAACGAACGGAGAUGCUCUCCCAGCUGUUGAAGUCAAUGGACAAGUUGGCCUUAAAAAGGAAGUCACCCUUCUAAAUGGCAUUGCUCUUGUUGUUGGUGUGAUUAUCGGCUCCGGAAUUUUCAUCUCACCCAAAGGUGUCCUCAAAUGGACUGAAUCAGUCGGAAUGAGUUUGGUCGUCUGGGCAGGAUGUGGUAUUCUCGCUCUCCUUGGCUCCCUCUGCUACUGUGAAAUGGGUACCAUGAUCCCUAAAUCCGGUGCUGAGUAUUCUUAUCUCUACGAAGCCUUUGGUCCUCUACCAGCAUUUCUGUACAGUUGGACGCUCGCUUUGAUCAUUCGUCCAUCUUCACUCAGUGUCGUGGCUCUAACCUUUGCACGUUAUGUUAGUCAGCCCUUCUUCCCCGACUGCGAAAUCAGUCCGAUUCCUGUCAGAAAGAUCUUAGCAGCAACAUGUUUGGCUCUGACUAUGUUUAUAAAUUGUGCGAGUGUUAAAUGGGCCACACGCAUUCAGGAUUCCUUCACUUUUGGAAAACUUAUUGCUCUUGCAAUUCUGAUCGUGAUUGGCCUCAUUGAGGUUGGAUCAGGUAAUCUUCAAAACUUUAAGGGAUCUUUUGAUGGAACUACUUCAAACUUGGCAAAUAUUGGAUUGGCUUUCUAUUCAGGCCUCUGGGCUUAUGAUGGAUGGAAUAGCUUAAAUUUUGUCACUGAAGAGAUGAAGAACCCAGCUAGGGAUUUACCAAGGGCUCUCAUGAUUGGAAUCCCUCUGGUAACCAUUGCUUACUUGUUGACUAACAUUGCCUGCAUUGAUGUAGUUGGAGGACACUGCAUUUUAAGCUUUGGAGCUGUGGCUAUGGUUGUUGGAGAGGAGAAGAUGGGACCUGUUGCUUGGUUGAUUCCAAUCUUUGUUGCAUGCUCCACCUUUGGUUGUGUGAAUGGACUGGCUUUCAGUGGUGCAAGGUUGGUGUUUGUGUCAGCUCGCAAUGGUCACAUGCCUAAAAUACUUGCCAUGGUUCACAAGACUUGUCAUACUCCUAUGCCUUCCAUCAUUUUCUUGCAUGUCAUUGCCAUGAUCAUGUUGAUUCCUGACUCCAGUGAAUUCAGCACACUCGUCAACUACUUCAGCUUUGCUGCAUGGCUCUCAUACUUUGCAGUCAUCACAGCUCUGAUGUACCUUAGGUGGAAACGUCCAGAUGCUAAGAGACCAUACAAGGUCUGGCUGAUUGUGCCUAUCGUUGCUGACCUGGCAGCCCUUUAUCUGCUGAUCACUCCAUUCUGGCAGGAACCUAAGGAGUCUGCCAUGGCCCUGAUCUUCAUCGCUCUCGGCAUACCUGUCUAUUUCUUCUGUUGUUAUUGGAGCAAAACAAAGGAUGCAUGUGACGGAUGCUGUGGACGUUUCACUUACAACGUGCAGAAGUGGUUUAACUUCUUUUUGCCCGGGAGUGAGGAAGAUUCAGAGGAAACCAUGUUAAAAGACUGAUUUUCUUUUUAUUUCUGCUGCAGUAAGCAAAUAGGAUUUACUUUAAGUAGAAUCUCAAAGCAUUUAUUGUGUGGUCACACCAAAUUAUGGCAUGGAAAUCUUGUGGAUGAAAACUCCACUAGCGCCCAUUCAUUUGAAAUUACUCAUGCACUGUAUACUCCUGACGUGUUUUGUUGUUGUUGUUGACCAGUGUUAUGUGAGAUAAGCUAUGAUUGUUAUGUUUUUUUCAGCUUUUGUUAAUUUAUUUAAAUCAUGAUAUCUGAAAGGGUUAGCUAGCUCAACAAAAUGUGGAAAUUCACCUACAUUAGAUACAAAUUGAUUAUUUUACACACGGUUUCGUAGUUGAUAACGACCGUAACAGUGACUUGCACGUCUUAAUAGUUUUUUUCCUCGAUUCUAGUUUUGUAAUUGUAGUGAGGUGUGAUGAUUUUAAGUACUACAGGGAUGGGAGGAUUUUACGAAGAGAAUUAAUUGAGAUUAUUUUCCAGAUUUCUUUAGAAAUUAUUUGAUUGUUCUAGUUUGUAAUUGUAGGCUUAAACAGGAAAUUUCUGUUUUAUUUGUGUCCACUGUGUUAGAAAGUGUUGAAAUGCUGCGGAAGAUUAGAAGAGUGAAGUUUACUCUUUCCUUAUUUAUUUGUCUUUAGGCCGAGCAGUAUAUUAGAUGAUCUCGAAUUUUUGAUGUUAGCCUGAGAUGAGUCUAUGCUAAUUAGCUAAUUACGGCAGAUGAUUAGUGGUGACUUGUUAAUAUUCUAAUUAUAUCUAGUUGUUACGUGCGUACACGAAGAGAAAUCGAGUCAAUUCUAGACCAUUUAGUAGGAAAAGAUAGGAUUUAUGUUUAAGAUAAAAGAGCCAGGUCUUAUGAAGGAUUUUUAAGGCGAAAAGGAAGUUAAUGUUAUUUCUCUCUAACUUAUUGGCAGAAAGCAAAUUAAAAGGGGUUUGUAAUAAAAAGAAGUUGUUGGAAGGCCAGACGAAGGCUUGUUAAAUUUUUUAGGAUGUGUGUAAUAUUUAUUGAUAUAGUUUGUUCGCGGUUAUCAUUGAAUAGUUAUUGUAAAGAUACCAGUAUGUCUUUGCAUUUAAAGUCUUGAAAGUUGACAGUCGUUGUGAAAUAUUUUAACUAGAUUAUAAUUGUUGUAGGUUCUAUGUGUUGAGCUCUCAGAAAAUUGUUAGGUUGAAUCGUAUUAGGUCAAGUAUGCCGAGUCAGGCUGGAUCUUCUCACCUCGUAACAAGCCGGGGUGGAUCGGAUAGAGUCGUCUCGAGUUGAUUCCCACUCGGCAAAGGCAAACUCUUACUUAACGUGAUACGUAUCUACGUUUUCACGUUAGCAGAAUACUACCCGCAUUUUUAAUACUCUUAGCUCCUAAGAUGUAACUUAGAAAGCGCGAGGUCACGAAAUUUUGCAUGUCGUUCGCCGCAACCUUGAAAAUCAGUGUCAAUGGCAAAGGAAGCCACAGAAAAUUGUUUUUGUAAGAGAGAAAAGCAGUUUGAUUGAAAAAUUAACCAAUCUGGAAAAGGGCUGGUAAAGAAUUAGCAAGAUUGAAAGGGAUUGAUUCAUGUAGCCUAAAUCUCUCAAGAUGUGCAAACAGUGACGUGGCAGCUUAAAGAAAAAAUAUUGAUAACUAAAUCGUGGGCCUGUAACCUUUGCUAUAGGCUUUGGGUUUGACUUGUUGAUCGUAAUUUUGGUAGUUAAAGUUCUGUGUUUAGUGUUGUGUAUGAAAAAACUUAGAUAAGUAACGAAGACUUCUAUGUAACUUGAUUCUGUGAACUUGAUAGCGGCUGAUUAAACCGAAGUUGACGGGC